Molecule: messenger RNA, 660 nt
Organism: Elephantulus edwardii (Cape elephant shrew)
Lineage: Eukaryota; Metazoa; Chordata; Mammalia; Macroscelidea; Macroscelididae
Product: interleukin-12 subunit alpha-like
Exons: 7
Coding region: 1-660 (219 amino acids)
Biological process (GO): immune response
Cellular component (GO): extracellular region
Molecular function (GO): interleukin-12 receptor binding; growth factor activity
Source: RefSeq, a predicted model, not a curated record
AUGUGCCCGCCGCGCAGUGUUCUCCUCGUGGUCAUCCUCACUCUCCUGGCCCAUCUCAACGUGGCCAGAAACCUCCCAGAGGCGGCACCUGGGCCCAGAACAUUCGAAUGCCUCAGCCACUCUCAAAACCUGCUGAAAGCUGUCAGCAGUGCACUUCACAAGGCCAUACAAACCCUAGAAUUUUAUGCCUGCACUUCUGAAGAGAUUGACCAUGAAGAUAUUACAAAAGAUAAAACCAGCACCGUGAAGGCCUGCUUACCCCUGGAGUUAACCAUGAAUGAGAAUUGCUUGCCCUCCAAUGAGACUUCUUCCAUAAAAGAUGAGAGUUGCCUGACUUCCAGAAAGACAUCUUUUAUGAUGACCCUGUGCCUUAGCAGCAUCUAUGAGGACCUCAAGAUCUACCAGGUGGAGUUCAAAGCCGUGAAUGAGAAGCUUCUGAUGGACCCCAGCAGGCAGAUCAUUCUGGAUCAAAACAUGCUGGCAGCUAUUGAUGACCUGAUGCAGGCCCUGAAUUUCAACAGCGAGGAAGUGCCGCAGAGAUCCUCCCCUGACGAGCCGGAUUUUUAUAAAACUAAAGUCAAGCUUUGCAUACUUCUCCAUGCUUUCAGAAUUCGUGCUGUGACUAUCGACAGAAUGAUGAGCUAUCUGAAUUCUUCCUAA